AUGGCUAUAGUAACUCGCCACCUGCUCCGCCGUUCACCGGCCUCCUCACUACCGUUCCUAAACCCUCACAUCCAUUGCCGGAGCUACUCUUCCACCUCCGGUGCCACUAGCCACAUCGAUCACCAACGUAAUCACGAAUUCCUUUCUCCGAACGAUUACAUUGGGUCAUGGAAACCUCCGAAGGAUCCCAAAGAAGCUCAGUCGCAGCUCGCGCAUCUUCGCCGUGAGUAUGCGCUGAAGGUUAAAGCAGCUCGCAAGGAAUACAUCCGCGAAGUGGAGUUUCUGAAGCUCGAGAAGCAAAAGAAGGAUUUAGCUAGAAAGGAAGCCCUGAGGAUUGCAAAUGAAGAGCGGAAAGCGGCUAAAGAUGCCGAGAAGGCGGCCAAAGCCAAGGAAAGAGAAGUGGCUGCAGAGGAAUUCCGACAAACCCUUUUAAAAGAAAGAGCUGAGAAACUUGAACACUGGAGGAUGAGAACUCAAAAGUUCGAGGAGAAGAAAAAGCAGAAGAAGGAGCUUUUGCACCGUCAGAGUUCUUUGUGGGUCAGUGAAUCUGAAUUGGAGAAAAAAGCCUUGGAAGCAAUCGUUGAUAGUACACCUCUUUAA
Molecule: messenger RNA, 600 nt
Organism: Oldenlandia corymbosa var. corymbosa
Lineage: Eukaryota; Viridiplantae; Streptophyta; Magnoliopsida; Gentianales; Rubiaceae
Source: the annotation of a GenBank genome assembly